GCGGUGUCACUUUCGAUUUUAUAGUGAAAAUAGUAGUCAACUCCUCCGUCGAGAUGCAGAUCAACCCGGCGGGUCGUUUAACCAAAAUAGGAAACCGGCGCUUUGGACAAUAUUACAAUCUUUCUACUAAAUCCGUUUUCCGGUUCUCCACUCCAAAAACAGGGAUCUCUCCAAAAUUGCCGCUGUUAAUUUGUAACCGUCUCGAGAAAAUUGGCAGUAUCAAUCUUCGGAUUUCUGCCGAGACAUUAAAACCCCUGUUCCUCUCGAUUUUGUCCAAAACUCAACAGUUUUUUGAGCGCUCCACUGUUCCUGUGAUAGAAAGGGAGAAAAUGGAGGUCAAUGGUUGUUUCAAGCGUAAUCUUCUUCUGAUGUUUACUGUAUUUGGAGUAAUGGCGAUAGUGAAAGGUCCAACUGAAGCCCUAGCUUCUAGUUCUCCUUCUGCUUUUGUCCAAAAUGUCAUCUACUCUAACAAGAUCGCCAUCUUUUCCAAAUCCUAUUGUCCGUACUGCAAGCGUGCCAAAGGCAUCUUUAAUGAACUUCAAGAGCAACCAUUUGUGGUGGAGCUUGAUCUUAGAGAUGAUGGCGCUCGUAUACAAGAUGUCCUUCUAGAUCUGGUGGGUCGCAGCACAGUCCCUCAAGUGUUUGUGAAUGGGAAGCAUAUUGGUGGUUCAGAUGAUCUCCGAAACGCUGUCGAGAGUGGGCGUUUGCAAAGUCUUCUUAAGAAAGAGUAAAGUUGUGCUGUAAGUCAAGAGAUUGAAGCAUCUCUCCUGAAGUUCUGAAACUGCAGUGGCUCGUGGAUAGCUUAGUUAUGUUUGGUAGGUCCAGGUGUAAACUAAAUAUUUGUAUGCUGAUAUGGUGUUUGUUUCGUUUCUUAUGCUGAAAAUAUGGUAUUUGGAGAAAAACAAGGGAUCUGAACGUAAUUCCAGAGCUUAUAACCUUCACUUGCUAUAA
Messenger RNA from Solanum lycopersicum (tomato), 951 nucleotides. Its product is annotated as glutaredoxin-C3. The record is from RefSeq and is a predicted model, not a curated record. Gene Ontology annotation, molecular function: glutathione disulfide oxidoreductase activity. Gene Ontology annotation, cellular component: cytoplasm. NCBI's taxonomy places the organism in Eukaryota, Viridiplantae, Streptophyta, Magnoliopsida, Solanales, Solanaceae. Gene Ontology annotation, biological process: cellular response to oxidative stress.